This is a messenger RNA of Scheffersomyces coipomensis, 2214 nucleotides long. It is a transcript of the gene IFM1, whose product is annotated as translation initiation factor 2. Bases 320 to 2113 code for a protein of 597 amino acids. Gene Ontology annotation, cellular component: cytoplasm. The record is from RefSeq and is a predicted model, not a curated record. NCBI's taxonomy places the organism in Eukaryota, Fungi, Ascomycota, Pichiomycetes, Serinales, Debaryomycetaceae. The transcript has a single exon. Gene Ontology annotation, biological process: translational initiation. Gene Ontology annotation, molecular function: translation initiation factor activity; GTP binding; GTPase activity.
UAAUAACAAUAAUAAUAAUAACAACUCCAACAACAAUCAUAACAAUAAUAAUACCAAUCGUGUAAAUAAUAACCAAAGAACCAACAGAUUCAGUAAUACUACUCCUUCACCCCAGACUACAGAACAAGUUCAAGCAAAGAGAUAUGAAGAAUUAAGAAAAACAUUAAGACAAAAAGAAAAGGAAACUCAACAAUUCAAUGCUCCUACCAAAACCAAAUCACAACAACCAGCUUUCAAAACCAAGGCCAAGAAAGCCCCUGUUGAACCAGUCAAGAUUCAAUUACCUCCAUUUAUAACUGUUUCUAAUUUAGCUUCUGUCAUGCAUGUUCCUCUUAAUGAUGUAUUUAAAAAAUUGGAAGGGUUAGGAUUUGAAGAUAUAAGGCAUAAUUAUAUUUUAGAGAAGGAUAAUGCAUCGUUAAUUGCUGAUGAAUUUGGAUUUGAAGUCACUAUUAAUGAAGAUUAUAAAGAUGAUUUAUUUCCUGAUGUUGAAAAUGAAAAAUUAUUAAAGGAAAGACCACCAGUAGUGACUAUCAUGGGUCAUGUUGAUCAUGGUAAAACCACCAUUUUAGAUUAUUUAAGAAAAUCAUCAAUUGUAGAUCAAGAAUUCGGUGGUAUAACUCAACAUAUUGGUGCCUUUUCAGUCAUAACACCUAUUUCGAAAAAGAAAAUUACCUUUUUGGAUACUCCAGGUCAUGCUGCAUUUUUAAAAAUGAGAGAGAGAGGAGCCAUCAUUACCGAUAUUGUUAUCUUAGUAGUUGCUGCUGAUGAUUCAGUUAUGCCUCAAACUAUUGAAGCUAUAAAACAUGCUAAAAAAUCAGGGGUACCAAUCAUUGUUGCAAUCAAUAAAUGUGAUAAACAUGGAGUUAAAAUUGAAAAAGUUUUAAGUGAUCUUUCAGCUCAAGAUAUUGAUAUUGAAGAUUAUGGUGGUGAAACUCAAACUGUAAAAAUUUCAGGUAAGACUGGUUUAAAUAUGGAUAAAUUAGAAGAAGCAGUUAUAACUUUAAGUGAAAUGAGUGAUUUUAAGGCUGAACCAACUGGUAUUCGUGCUGAUGGUUGGGUUAUUGAAUCUGAAAUGAUAAAAGGCAUGGGUAAUGUUGCCACGGUAUUAGUUCGUCGUGGUUCUGUCAAAGCAGGUGAUUUCUUAGUAGCUGGCCAUACUUAUUGUAAAGUGAGAGGUAUGAAAGAUGAACAUGGAAAACCAAUUAAAAUUGCUGGUCCUUCAACUCCAGUUCAAAUUUGGGGUUGGAAAGAUUUACCUGAAAGCGGUGAUCAAUUAAUCCAAGCUAGUAAUGAACAAACUUGUAAAAGAGUUACUGAAAAUAGAAUCACGAGACAAAAGGAAAUCCAAGCUAGUAGAGAUAUUGAAUCAAUUAAUCAAAAGAGACAAGAUGAAAUCGAAGAAAGUAAAAGAUUGGAUAAGAUCAAUGAUUUGAAAUUAGCAGGUCUUGAUGCUAGUGUUUUUCUUGGUGAAGAUAAAACCCAAGUUCAAGCUGUUAAUGUUAAAUAUAUGAUUAAAUCAGAUGUAUUUGGUUCGGCAGAAGCUAUUAAAGAAAGUAUCGAUGGAUUAGGUAAUGAAGAAGUAAAAUCAACUGUUAUUUCUCAUGGAGCUGGCGCACCAACUGAAUCAGAUCUUGAUAUAGCAGCCACAUUAGAUGCUACUAUCUUCUGUUUCAACGUUAAAGUUCCUAAAUUGAUCGCUGCCAGAGCUGAUAGAGAAGGAAUUAAAAUCAAAGAACAUAAUAUCAUUUAUAGAUUAAUUGAAGAUGUUACUGAAGAAUUACAAUCUCAUUUAAAACCAAGAAUUGAAGUGAAAACAUUAGCUGAAGUUGAAGUUAAAGAAGUGUUUGUGGUUACGCUUAGAAAAUCAAAAACUAAGAUUGCUGGUUGUAAAGUUUCCAAUGGUAAUUUAAAGAGAACUGCUAAAGUUAAAGUAUUAAGAAAGAAGGAAGUGAUCUUUGAUGGAUUAUUAUCGUCUUUAAAACAUGUUAAAGAUGAUAUUUCAGAAGCCAGAAAAGGUAAUGAAUGUGGUAUUUCAUUCGAUAAAUGGGAUAAAUUCGAAGCAGGUGAUAUUAUCCAAGCAUAUGAAGAAGUUGAACAUAAAAGAUUCUUGUAAAUAAACUAAUGUAUUUAUUAUAGACUUGUACAUAUUAAAUAAAAAUAAAAAUCUCGCAUACAAAAAAAAAAUUUAAACUUGAAAUAAAUUUUGAAAGCAGC